CGGUGCGGGCGGUCGCCGCCGCUCUCGCCAUGCGGGCGCUGCUGCUCCCCGCGCUCCUGCUCCCGGCGCUGGCCGCGGCGCGCGGCGCCGCCACGGUGCUGGGUGACAUGGACCAGGUCAGGAUGACCUCGGAGGGCUCCGACUGCCGCUGCAAGUGCAUCCUGCGGCCGCUCAGCAAGGACGCCUGCAGCCGCGUCAGGAACGGCAGCGCGCGCGUGGAGGAUUUCUACACGGUGGAGACGGUGAGCUCGGGGGCCGACUGCAGGUGCUCCUGCACCGCGCCCCCCUCCUCGCUCAACCCCUGCGAGAACGAGUGGAAGAUGGAGAAGCUGAAGAAGCAGGCGCCUGAGCUCUUCAAGCUGCAGUCCAUGGUGGACCUGCUCGAGGGAACGCUGUACAGCAUGGACCUGAUGAAGGUGCACUCCUACAUCAGCAAGGUGGUGGCCCAGAUGAACACACUGGAGGAGACCAUCAAGACUAACCUGAGCAGGGAGAACGACUUCAUGAAGGAGAGCGUCCUGCACCUCACCAACCAGAUGAAACGCUACGAGAACUACUCUGACAUCAUGCUCAGCAUCAAGAAGGAGAUCUCCAACCUGGGCUACCAGCUGCUUCAGAAGGACGCAGCUGCCGUCCCCGAGAGCAAGGCACAGGACACGGCAGGCGGCCGAGAGAAGGAGGCGGGGCGGUACCCCAGCACCCGCAAGGCACUGGGGGACAAGGCGGCCCCCCGAGCGCCCAAGGAGAAACCACUGAAGCCUGAGAAGCCCAAAAAGGAGAACAGCAAGGCCAGGGCAGGGUCCCAGCCCACAGCCAAGCCCAAGCCCCUGGCGCACCAGCAGACCGUGGUCCGAGGCAUCACGUACUACAAGGUGGGGCAGGCGGGAGCGGCGGAGGGGCCGGCCGGCAGCCGCGAGAGCCCUGCAAGGGGGGCAGCUGUGCCGGAACAGCAGGAGGAGAGGGGUCCCCCUCUCCCCCCAGCUGAGGGCACCCCAGCCCAAGCUGUUGCACAGACAGAGACCGCCGUGCCCAGCACCACAGCUGCGCCCAGCACUGCCCCGGCCCCCCGCAGCACCACCCGCAGCCCCCCCAGCCCCCUUGGGCAGGGGGAUGACAGCACUGGGGACCCUGAAACACCAAACAGAGUGAAGGAGGUGGAGUGCGAAGGCACCAUCGAGUCGGUGGAGCCUCCUGUGGAGCACCACAGCUACGGGCGCAACGAGGGGGCCUGGAUGAAGGACCCGGCAGCCAAGGAUGACCGUAUCUAUGUCACCAACUACUACUAUGGGAACAGCCUGGUGGAGUUCAGGAGCCUUGACAACUUCAAGCAGGGCCGCUGGAGCAACCUCUACAAGCUGCCCUACAACUGGAUCGGCACCGGGCACGUGGUGUACCAGGGGGCCUUCUACUAUAACCGUGCCUUCACCAAGAACAUCAUCAAGUAUGACCUGAAGGAGCGGUACGUGGCGGGCUGGGCGCUGCUUCACGACGUGGUGUAUGAGGACACGACGCCCUGGAAGUGGAGGGGCCACUCAGACAUUGACUUUGCUGUGGAUGAGAGCGGGCUCUGGGUUAUCUACCCGUCCGUGGACUAUGACUACUCGCAGCAGGAGGUGAUCGUGCUGAGCCGACUCGACCCCGGGGACCUCUCGGUGCGCAAGGAAACCACCUGGAAGACGGGGCUGAAGCGCAACACCUACGGGAACUGCUUCAUCAUCUGCGGCAUCCUCUACGCUGUGGACACCUACAGCCAGAAGGAAGGGCAGAUCUCCUACGCCUUCGACACGCACACGAACACGGAGGCAGAGCUCCGACUGCCCUUCCUCAACCACUACUCCUUCACCACGCAGGUUGACUACAACCCCAAGGAGAAGGUGCUCUACGCCUGGGACAAUGGCCAUCAGAUGACCUACGGGCUCCACUUCGUGGUCUGAGCACCCAGGCGGUCCCAUCCGCACUCCUGUGCCCACCCUCUGCUGUGCCUGGCUGGGGCACCCUCACACAGCCUGGGCCUGGCACCCCGACCCCAGCUGGGCCAGGGCUGUGGACAGCCCAGCUUCCACCCCAAACCCCUCCCCAUCCACUGUGCCCGUCACCUGCACUGUGCCCACUGCACUGCGGGGCAGGGAGUGCAGGUGAGCACAGCCCCCAGCUGACACCCCCACGACAACGUGGCCCCCGGGGCCACGGCAGCUCGGCUGGCAUCGCCUUCCUGGGGACGCAGAGAGGAGCCCAGCCCCACGUCCCUCCAGCACCGCUGGCACCGCGGCAGCACCCGCCCCGUACCACUGCACUGAGCACCCACUGCACUGCACCCAGCCGAGCCCCCUCCCUGCACACCCCCUGGGACCGCGCGUGCCGGGACAGCCCCGUGCCCUGGCCUGUGCCCAGCCCUGCGGGGCAGGCAGGGCCUCUGGGAGCCAGGCACGAGCAACAGGUGCCGGUUGCUAUUUUAGGAAAUGUGGUUAAGAUGCCCUUGCUUUUGCCGCUCAUUAGCUUGUUAUUUAAACGCAUUCACUGGAGCUCUCUGAGGCCCCUUGGGCAGCUGGUGCAGAGGAGCCUGCCCGUAGCACCGGGGUGUCCUGCCCGCACACCUGCCCGCACACCUGCCCGCACACCUGCCUGCAGCAAGCCCUGGGCAGGGGAGCCCGCGGCCCUCCCGCUCUCCAGGUGAGGCAGGGCAAGGGGCUGCGGGCGCUUGGCUUGGUUUUGGUCAUUUUAGACGUGAACAGUAUUAAAACAUAACAGAUGUGAAAACGG
Molecule: messenger RNA, 2760 nt
Organism: Myiozetetes cayanensis
Lineage: Eukaryota; Metazoa; Chordata; Aves; Passeriformes; Tyrannidae
Gene: OLFML2A
Product: olfactomedin like 2A
Exons: 8
Coding region: 30-1934 (634 amino acids)
Biological process (GO): signal transduction
Source: RefSeq, a predicted model, not a curated record